This is a messenger RNA of Oenanthe melanoleuca, 2107 nucleotides long. RefSeq names its product keratin, type II cytoskeletal 8-like. Gene Ontology annotation, molecular function: structural molecule activity. Lineage: Eukaryota; Metazoa; Chordata; Aves; Passeriformes; Muscicapidae. The coding region runs from base 644 to 2101 and encodes 485 amino acids. Gene Ontology annotation, cellular component: keratin filament. The transcript has 9 exons. The record is from RefSeq and is a predicted model, not a curated record.
GAAGGGGGUGGAGAGCGCCGGGACCCGCAUUUUGGGGUAAGCCGCCCCCCGCCCGUCCGGAUCCCGGCGAUCCCGCGGAUCCCGGGCCCCGAAGGGGUUAAAGCUCCGGUCCCUCCCCCCGCUUCUCCUCCCCCGGCUCUGGGAUAAACCGAGAGCCCGACCGGGAAGGCGCCCGGAACCCGCCCGGCCGCUCCGCCCGGCCCGGCCCGCGGCGCCCCGACCCGUCCGGCCGGUCCUGCCGGGCUGCGGAGCUCCCUGCCCCGAGCGCGGCCUUCGGCCUCGUCCUGCUCACCUCCUCAGCCUCCGACAGCUCUCUCCAGCGUCCUCACCCUCCUCAGCUCGCCAGCCUCUUCCCACCGUCCUCAUCCUCAGCUGAGGACCUUCUCCAAACCUCUUCCAAACUUCCUCCAAUCUCCUCAUCCUCCUUCUCACCUUCUCCAUCCUCCCUGCAGCCUCCUCCAGCCCUAUUCCAACCCUCCCCGACCUUCUUCACCCGCUUUCCAACCUGUUUCCAAACUCCCUCCUACCUCCUUUCCCAACUUCCAGUCUCCUCCCGGUGUUCCGACCUGCUCUCCCGCCUCCCGAGCGCUUCCCGAGCUCUCCUCUCUCCGCUCUCCGCUCUCCGCUCUCCUCUCCCGGCCCGAUGUCGGUGUCCAUCCCCCGGCAGCCGCUCCGGAGCAGCUCGGCCGUCCCGGCUCGCUCCUUCUCGUCGCGCUCCUUCACGGCCGGCCCGGCGCUGAGGAUGAGCACGGCCCCGGCCUUCGGCCCCUACGGGGGGCUCCGGGGGGGCUCCGGGGGGCUCGGGGGUCCCUGCUGGCUCCCGGCGGCGGGCGGCGGCAUCACGGCCGUCACCAUCAACCGGAGCCUCCUGGCGCCGCUGGACGUGGCCGUGGAUCCCGAGCUGCAGGAGCUGCGCCGGGAGGAGAAGGAGCAGAUCAAGACCCUCAACGAUAAAUUCGCCGCCUUCAUCGACAAGGUGCGGUUCCUGGAGCAGCAGAACAAACUCCUGGAGACCAAGUGGGGGCUCCUGCGGGCGCAGCCGCCGCCGCGCAGCAGCCUGGGGGGGCUCCUGGAGGGCUACGCGGGGACCCUGCGGCGGCAGCUCGAGGGGCUGGGCCAGGAGCGGCAGCGGCUGCGCGCCGAGCUCGGCCACGUCCGCGGCCUCGUCGAGGAGUUCAAGGCCAAGUAUGAGGAGGAGAUCAACCAUCGCACAGAGAAGGAGAACGAGUUUGUCCUGCUCAAAAAGGACGUGGAUGAAGCCUACAUGUCCAAGGUGGAGCUGGAGUCACGCCUGGAGAGCCUCACGGACGAGAUCAACUUCCUGCGGCAGCUCUACGAGGAGGAGCUGCAGGAGCUGCGGGCGCAGGUGUCGGACACGGCCGUGGUGGUGUCCAUGGACAACAGCCGGCAGCUGGACAUGGCCGGGGUGCUGGCGGACGUGCGCGCGCAGUACGAGGACAUCGCCGGCCGCAGCCGCGCCGAGGCCGAGGGCCUCUACCAGAUCAAGUACGAGGAGCUGAAGACGGCAGCAGGGAAGCAGGGAGACGACCUGCGCCAGACCCGCAGCCAGAUCCAGGAGCUGAACCGGCGGAUCCAGCGCAUCCAGGCAGAGAUUGAGGCUCUGAAAAAUCAGCGCUCGGGGCUGGAGGCGGCCGUGGCCGAGGCCGAGGAGCGCGGGGAGCUGGCGCUGAGGGACGCCCGGGCCAAGCUGGGGGGGCUGGAGGGGGCCCUGAACCAGGCCAAGCAGGACCUGGCCCGGCAGCUCCGCGAGUACCAGGAGCUCAUGAACGUCAAGCUGGCCCUGGACAUCGAGAUCGCGACCUACAGGAAGCUGCUGGAGGGCGAGGAGAGCAGGCUGGAGGCUGCUGUGCAGAACCUGAGCAUCCACACCAAGACUUCGGGGUACCUGGGUGGAUUCGGGGGAGGUUUUGGGAGCUUUGGGGGGCCGUUUGGGGGGGCCAUGGUCAGCUCCGGGUACUCGGUGCCCCCCGCACCCCCCGAGGGCCCGGCCCCCCCCAAAUCCCGCGCCAUCGUCAUCAAGAAGAUCGAGACCCGCGACGGGAAACUCGUGUCCGAGUCCUCCGACGUGCUGGAAAGCUGAACCCCC